AUGCUUGCCACGGGCAACAUCCCAUACACCGAUCUGCAGACGAUAUAUGGGCUGGUGCAGUGCACCGGAGAUAUCAUCCUUGCUGAUUGUAAGCAGUGUUUGGAUACCAUCAGGUCCCAGAUCCCAACGACCUGCGACACUGCACACGGCUGUGAAAUUGCCACGGGAAGUUGUCAGGUGGUCUACGAUACAGAGCUCUUUUACGACACCACAACAGCACCAUGCCUACCUCCUCAAUCCAGCUCACCACCUCCACCAAAUUCAAGCCCUCCAUCAAAUGAUCCAGUUAGAAAAAUGCAUUUGGACUGGCAGAUCCGGAGCAAAAUAAUAUCUGGUGUAGCCAGAGGACUUCUCUAUCUUCAUGAAGAUUCUCAACUUAAAAUCAUCCACAGGGACCUCAAGGCCAGUAACAUACUUCUAGAUCAGAACAUGACCGCUAAGAUCUCAGACUUUGGCAUGGCAAAGCUUGUUGGAGUGGAAGAAACACAAGGCAAGACGAGUAAAGUUGCUGGCACAUAUGGCUACAUGGCACCAGAAUAUGUUAUGCAAGGCCAAUUUUCUGUCAAGUCAGACGUGUUCAGGUUUGGAGUCUUGAUUCUAGGGACUAUUAGUGGACUGAAGAACUCUUCAUUCCCUCGUUCACAAUAUGGUCCAAGCCUGCUUGACUAUGCGUGGAGGCUGUGGAGGGAAAACAGGGCAACUGAACUAUUAGACGAAUCACUCACUCAUUCAAGCGACGGAAGUGAAGUGGCAAGGUGCAUCCAUAUUGGGUUGCUAUGCGUUCUGGAGGAUGCAACACGAAGGCCAACAAUGUCAUCUAUUGUUCUCAUGCUCAAUAGCAGGUGA
This is a messenger RNA of Nymphaea colorata (pocket water lily), 846 nucleotides long. RefSeq names its product cysteine-rich receptor-like protein kinase 10. Lineage: Eukaryota; Viridiplantae; Streptophyta; Magnoliopsida; Nymphaeales; Nymphaeaceae. The transcript is spliced from 4 exons. The record is from RefSeq and is a predicted model, not a curated record. Bases 1 to 846 code for a protein of 281 amino acids. Gene Ontology annotation, molecular function: ATP binding; protein kinase activity. Gene Ontology annotation, biological process: protein phosphorylation.